Messenger RNA from Styela clava, 631 nucleotides. RefSeq names its product U6 snRNA-associated Sm-like protein LSm5. NCBI's taxonomy places the organism in Eukaryota, Metazoa, Chordata, Ascidiacea, Stolidobranchia, Styelidae. Gene Ontology annotation, cellular component: U6 snRNP; U4/U6 x U5 tri-snRNP complex; Lsm1-7-Pat1 complex. The record is from RefSeq and is a predicted model, not a curated record. Gene Ontology annotation, biological process: mRNA splicing, via spliceosome. Gene Ontology annotation, molecular function: RNA binding.
UAUUUUGGGUUCGUUGUUAGCUUCACAGACAGACUGGACAGACCAGCAGACAGAGGUUGAUUAUUGUCGUUUUGCUUGUCCAGGCUUCGGAAAAUACUUUCUACAUUGCUGUGCCUUGUUGUUAGAGAUAAGAAUGACGACUUCGCAGCUGUUGCCACUUGAACUCGUGGACAAAUGCAUUGGGUCCAAGAUUCACAUCAUCAUGAAGAGUGAAAAAGAAAUUGUUGGAACCUUACUUGGUUUCGACGACUUUGUCAAUAUGGUUUUAGAAGAUGUGACUGAAUUUGAAUCAACACCUGAAGGAAGAAGAAUUACUAAACUUGAUCAAAUAUUAUUAAAUGGAAAUAAUAUAACAAUGCUGGUUCCAGGAGGAGAAGGGCCUGAAGUGUGACGAUAACUCUUUAAUUCUCUUGUUUCAUUCAACUAUUAGCUUAGAAAAAGCUAUCAUAUGCUGACAAAUGUCAAUGGCUCAAUCCAGUGCUGCCUACAAAAGCUUCCUUGUCAAGCAUGGACUAUUUCUAAUUUAUUUUAUAUAUCUUACUCUCAAACUUUGGUUGUUUUAAGAACUUGGAUUAUGUUUGAAACUGUCUGGGAUUGAUACUAUGUCAUUAAAUUUGUAUCAAAAUGGGGA